GUCCACAAAAUGGAAUAUUCAACAUAUUCAGAUUAGAGAGACAAAAAUCUUCAAACCUCCAUUUCUCAAAAAAAAAAACAAAAAAACAUGGAACUAGGUUUGCCGGAAUCCGAAACCAAACCCCGGUUCACACUUCCGGUCGACUCCGAGAACAAAUCAACCGUCUUCAAAAUCUUCUCAAUUGCAAACCCUCACAUGCGAGCUUUCCACCUUUCAUGGAUUUCCUUCUUCGCCUGUUUCGUUUCAAGUUUUGCAGCUCCUCCUCUCCUUCCCAUAAUUCGCGACAACUUAAACCUAACCGCAACCGAUAUCGGAAACGCAGGAAUCGCCGCCGUUUCUGGCGCCGUCUUUGCCCGUAUAAGCAUGGGAACUGCAUGUGAUUUAGUCGGCCCCCGUCUUGCUUCGUCGUCUCUGAUACUAUUAACUGCCCCCGCGGUUUACUUUAGCGCCGUCAUCGAUUCUCCGGGGAGUUUUUUCAUCGUUCGUUUCUUUACUGGAUUUUCACUAGCUACUUUUGUGUCUACUCAGUAUUGGAUGAGUUCUCUUUUCUCGGCACCAGUUGUGGGGACGGCUAACGCGGUUUCGGGCGGUUGGGGAAACUUAGGUGGUGGAGCUACUCAACUUAUCAUGCCUAUUGUGUUCUCGGUUAUUCGAGACAUUGGUGCGGUUAAAUUCACUGCGUGGAGAAUUGCGUUUUUCAUCCCUGCCUUGAUGCAGAUGACAACCGCCUUCGCCGUGUUUUUUCUAGGUCAGGACUUACCGGAUGGAAACUUUCGGGAGCUUCAAAAAUCGGGGGACAAGCACAAAGACAAAUUCGGAAAAGUAUUGUAUCAUGCCGUGAGCAACUAUAGAGGAUGGAUAACGGCCUUAUCAUAUGGAUAUUGUUUCGGCGUUGAAUUAACCAUCGACAAUAUAAUCGCGCAAUAUUUCUACGACAGGUUCAACGUUAAUCUUCGAACCGCGGGGAUCAUCGCAGCGAGUUUUGGAUUAGCAAAUUUAUUCUCGAGGCCUGGUGGUGGAUGGUUAUCGGACCUUGUAGGUCGAAAGUUUGGAAUGAGGGGAAGGAUUUGGACAUUGUGGUUAGUUCAAACAAUGGGAGGAUUAUUUUGUAUACUCCUAGGAAAAGUCAACUCUUUAAGUGUUUCAAUCGUGGUUCUUCUCAUUUUCUCAAUCUUCGUUCAAGCUGCAUGUGGACUUACAUUUGGGGUAGUGCCCUUUAUCUCAAGAAGGUCAUUGGGUGUAAUAUCGGGGAUGACUGGUGGCGGAGGAAACGUGGGAGCGGUUGUGACACAAUUGAUAUUUUUCCGAGGAUCGCGAUUCAAAACCGAGUUGGGAAUUAGCCUAAUGGGGUUCAUGAUCAUAGGUUGUUCAUUACCAUUGGCUUUAAUACAUUUUCCUCAAUGGGGCGGAAUGUUCACACAUCCAUCUUCGAAAGGGAUAUCCGAGGAAGACUACUACAUGCGAGAGUGGAAUGAGGACGAGAAAAGUAAAGGAUAUCAUAAGGGAAGUUUGAAGUUCGCUAAUAAUAGUAAAAAUGAGAGAGGUAACUAGAGGACGGUUGAAUUUACAUAUCGUUUUCGCGAGUAUUUUGUAUCGUUGUUUUUCUUAAACUCGGUCUUAAUAGUUUUGUUGUGAACACUUGUAAUGUAUAAUAUUUAUUAGUGUUUUUAAUGAA
This is a messenger RNA of Impatiens glandulifera, 1675 nucleotides long. Its product is annotated as high affinity nitrate transporter 2.5. NCBI's taxonomy places the organism in Eukaryota, Viridiplantae, Streptophyta, Magnoliopsida, Ericales, Balsaminaceae. Gene Ontology annotation, cellular component: membrane. Gene Ontology annotation, biological process: transmembrane transport. Gene Ontology annotation, molecular function: nitrate transmembrane transporter activity. The transcript is spliced from 3 exons. The record is from RefSeq and is a predicted model, not a curated record. The coding region runs from base 88 to 1551 and encodes 487 amino acids.